This is a messenger RNA of Myzus persicae (green peach aphid), 1900 nucleotides long. Its product is annotated as pyruvate kinase-like. Gene Ontology annotation, biological process: glycolytic process. Gene Ontology annotation, molecular function: magnesium ion binding; potassium ion binding; pyruvate kinase activity. The record is from RefSeq and is a predicted model, not a curated record. The coding region runs from base 1 to 1653 and encodes 550 amino acids. Gene Ontology annotation, cellular component: cytoplasm. The transcript has 9 exons. Lineage: Eukaryota; Metazoa; Arthropoda; Insecta; Hemiptera; Aphididae.
AUGGACUCUUCAAAUAUACCUUUAAACGAUGAACCAUGUGUUGUGUUACCCUGGGAACCAUGUUAUGACAAUGAAAUGCAAAUGAAAGCUUCUUUUGAGGACAACUAUCUUGACCAUUUAAGCAAUUUAAAAAUUGAAUCAAAUCCAUCACAGAAUACCUUAACCACUAUAGCUUGUGGUGUCUUGCCUAACGUGACUAGAGGAUUGAUAGAAGAAUUUUGUAAAAGAGGAGCAUCUAUGGUAAUAUUUGAUUUUAACGGUUUGUCAUUUGAACAGUGUCGAAAAAUGGUUUUCGAAAUUCGCCAAGGAGUUUUUAAUUUCAGUCUUAAAAAUAACAACCAAGUACCGUAUGCAAUGACUUUAGUACUCGAUCUUGGAGGAUCUUGCAUCACAACUGGAAGAAUAUUCCAUACAACGCCCAUACAACGCUUGAUCGAAUUAUCGACGAACGCUCAUGUUUCUGUCACCAACGAUAUCGAGUACAAAUUUAAGUGUACGAAGGACCGUAUUUAUGUGAAUAGCGAUAUGAUUUUUCGGCUCAAAACUAACGAUCGGAUCUACUUGGACUACGGAAAAAUUGAACUCGCUGUGAUCAGAGUAGACGAGAAUGAAGUGUAUUGCGUGAUAAAGAGAGGAGAAUUUUUGGGUUCCGAAAAAGCAGUGCACGUGCCGAAAAUGCCGAUUGGCUCGACAGCACUUUCUAAACUAGAUGAGGAGAAAAUUCGUACAGGGAUCCAACUCAAAGUGGACGUAAUCUUGGUGCCAGGUGUCAGAAACUCAGAGUUGUUCGGUCACGUUCGCAAGUUUGUUGACUUAGAGCGAGGUGGGGAAAUUAGCCUGUACUCAAAAAUCGACAACACUGUUGGACUGGAGAACAUUGAUGAUAUCUUACCAGUCGUAGACGGAGUGUUCCUGAAUCGACCGAACUUGUCCAUGGAGGUUGGUCAUGACAAGAUAUUUCUGGCUCAGAAGAUCGUUUUAUCUAAAUGCAACGUAGCCGGAAAACCGACCAUCACGUACGGGGAAUAUCUCAGUUCUAUGGAAGUAAGUACGGUACCUACAAACGCUGAAGUAAAUGACCUCAUAAAUACAGUAAUGGAUGGAACCGAUUGCAUUUAUCUGGACGUAACGAUGCGCAGUGAAAACAAAUCGCAUUGCAUUCAGUACGCGUCUUCGCUGUGCCGUCAAGGCGAAGCCACCAUAUGGGAACAACAGUUAUUUACCGAACUCAACAAAAAGUCCAAACCAAAAAUCAAUCCUACCCAUGCGGUUAGCAUCGGAUGCGUUGAGGUAUCGUUCAAAUGUCAUGCAGCCGCAAUUAUUGUGAUUACCACUUCCGGGCUGUCAGCUCAGUUCAUUGCGAGGUACCGGCCAAGAUGUCCCGUAUUAGCGAUCAUCAGGCAUGGAAAGUCCGCUAGAAAGCUAUCAGUAUGGCGUAAUGUCAUUGCUUUGCAGUACAUUGAUCCGAUAGAACACACUUGGUAUAAAGAAAUCGAAAACCGUACAAGGUUUGCGAUGGAUUUUGGAAAGAGGAAAGGCAUGUUACAUCAGGGAGAUUUGGUUUUGCACAUGAGCUGCUCUAAACAAAACGCGGGUUUUGCUAACACCAUGAGUCUAUUCUACGUCAGUGCUGAUGACUUCGAUAACGCUUAACACUUAAAUUUAACUUGACAACAAUAAAGCAUUUAAACAAAUUUUUACCCCAUAUCAUAUGAGUUUCAAAAUUAUUCAUCAAGUAACGAUGUCAGUUCUAAUAUUUUAUCAAAGCAGGGGUGAAACUAUAGGAUUUUGAGGGAGGGGGUAUCUCGCUCCACUAAACAUACCCUAUUCGAACAUUGGGAACCUUUUAAUAUUAUAGUCGGCCAAAUCGAUGAAAAGAAAUCGAAUGAAAAACAUUAAU